AUGGAGAAUAUCAUUAUGAAGUUUGAUACUUUGGAUGCUUUGGACAACUCUAAAUAUGAAUGGAACAUCAAGCAUAAACGAAUGCAUGCUUUCAUUUGGCCCAACUAUUUGCAAGAGUUUAAGAACAGCUUCGAUGAAGGAAAGAUCUAUGCAAUUCGUAACUUUGCUGUUAAGAGUUACAGAAAAGAAUCUCUCAGGUGCAUAAAGUCUGACAAGCAAAUCUGGCUCUCAAACUAUACUAAAGUCAGCCUAAUCUGGAAUGAUGAAAAAUCUGAAAAAAUGAUUCGUCAGAAUGAAUUUGACUUUUUUGAUCUUGGAGAGAUUGCAGACAUGAUCAAGCAAGAAGCUAACAAUCAUUUGAUUGAUAUCAUUGGCGUCCUUAAAGACCGGGAUGUUUUACGCCAUUUUACCAAUCAAAAUCAAGUUGAACAACGCUCUAUAAAGUUCACUCUUACUGAUGGAAAUUCCUCCAUCAAACUGUGUUUUUGGGAUGAUUUUGGGAAAUCCUUUGAUGAUGCUCUGAAUAAGGAAAUUGAAAACCCAAUAGUUAUCAUUGUAGCCGGUGGCAAACUUAACGAUUACAACGGCGAGCCCUAUGUAUCCAAUGUUGCUGCUACAAGAUUCUACGUCAACUCUGAUCAUUGCAGUGUUUUACUUAUGAGACAGAGAGCUAAAUUACCUAAUUUCAGUGCUGAGCCUUUGGUGAGAAUAGAUAUGGAUGAGAACCUGAUCAUGAGCAUCGAACAAAUUAUGAAACUCGGUCCAUCUUUUAUACUGAGGAAGGUCAUGUGCCAAGUAAUAGUCAAGACUGUGAAGGAUAAUAUGGACUGGAACUAUCGUGCUUGCACAUCAUGUCACGAGGAGGUUGAGUUUAUAGAUUUGAAAUUCAAAUGUCAGACAUGCAAGAGAAUUGUUCCAUUCCCAGAUAUGAGGUUUAGGCUGUGUUUAGUUGUCGAGGAUGCAACCGGUGGUGCUGCUAUAAUCUUGAAUGAUCGAGAGGUUGGGAACAUUGUAGGAAGAACUGUCUAUGAUGUUAUCACUGAACAACAAAGGGAAAAUGAAGCUACUGAUGAAUUCCCCAAAUGUCUAAAGUUGUUUGAAGGAAAGCAGUACACUAUCACAAUUUUGCUGAAUGAAGAUAACAUAAAUAGAGGAUCUAACACUUACUUGGCUGUUGACAUUUCGGAGGGUUUUGAGAUCAAUGAAAAGAAUGCUUCAGAAGAUGAUGAUUCAUAUGGAGGAUUCAAAAUUUCACAGAGCUCAGCACAGUCAGUGGCAAAGGAGGAUAAUCUUAAGACUCCUGAUACUAAAAAAUCAGCAAACACAAAGAAAGUCAGGAGGAUGAAUAAUGAGGAAAUAAUUACCAUCACAGAACUGGAUGAUGAGAAUGAUGAUACUGGACUCCAAAAUGAGAGCUUGCUCAAAAGAAAGAAAGGUUCCGAUGAAGCAGGUAUAAGGUUUAUCAGCUUUUCAUUUAGUAAAGUGCAGACAACAGAUUUGCCAUCAUCUCAAUAA
Daucus carota subsp. sativus is the source of this 1515-nucleotide messenger RNA. RefSeq lists its product as uncharacterized. The record is from RefSeq and is a predicted model, not a curated record. Lineage: Eukaryota; Viridiplantae; Streptophyta; Magnoliopsida; Apiales; Apiaceae. The transcript has 12 exons. The coding region runs from base 1 to 1515 and encodes 504 amino acids.